AUGAAACCCUCUGAGGUUUUAGUGUCAAGACCCCACUAUGACAGAGCAGUGGCUCAGGGAGUCCCGGUGAGAGACCCUCAUGUAGAGCCGGAUGUCCCGCAGCCGUCCUCGGGUUCAGCCACAGCGGGGUACAGGUCCACUAAAUACUAUCCGGCUGAAUGGUUCUCAAACUACCGCACCGUGCUUCAGCAGGCCGGUACCAACCACCACGAAGCCCAGAGCAUCCAGAGUCCAGAGUCCAAAACUCUGCACCAGGACACUGAGGCUGCCACUUUGAAGACCCAGGCCGUGGGAACACGUCUUCUGGGAGAGAGACUACAAGAGACCCACUACUGGAAGUCUGAGCUGAAGCGGCACGUCGACAAGUGUUGGCUGCUGGCCGACACAGAGUCACUGCUGGCGCUGAAAACGAGGCUGGAGAAGGCGCUGGACGCCACCGAGACUCCGUUUGCCAUCGCCACCGAUAAUCUCAACUGCAGGGCCAGGAGACCUGGAGCAGACCUAGUCCGAGACACUGUGGAGGAGGAGCUGGUGAAGGAAGUGGACUUGAUCAGGAGCAUCCAGGCUCUUCUGAAGAGAACUAGAGCUCAGGUUGUCACUCAGUUCAAGAUGAACAGAGAGGCCAAGCAGACGUUGGAGUUAGACUGGUCUGAUAAGUACCAGGCCUACAACUUUGAUGACCACAGUGGAAGAUACAGUAACAUGAGCCCAGAUAUGCAGCACCACCCAAGCUCAGCCACCCUGCAGGACCCUUGA
This is a messenger RNA of Sander lucioperca (pikeperch), 756 nucleotides long. RefSeq names its product tektin-4-like. Gene Ontology annotation, cellular component: sperm flagellum; microtubule cytoskeleton; nucleus. NCBI's taxonomy places the organism in Eukaryota, Metazoa, Chordata, Actinopteri, Perciformes, Percidae. The record is from RefSeq and is a predicted model, not a curated record. Bases 1 to 756 code for a protein of 251 amino acids. The transcript has 6 exons. Gene Ontology annotation, biological process: cilium movement involved in cell motility; cilium assembly.